UCGAAGUGGUGCAUGAACGAGCUGGUCGAGAUUCUGGAGUGCAAGAAGAGGUAUGAAAACCAUGGUCACCUAGUUGUGCCCAUCUUCCUCCACGUAAAACCAGAAGAUAUUUCGAAGUUGACAAGCGGAAGCGAAUUCGCUCAAGGUUUUGAGAGAUUGUGUGGAAAGGAGAGAGACGAUGGGCAGCUACAGAAAUGGAGGGAUGCCUUGACAGAGACUAAGCAUUUGUCAGGAGUCGACUUGAGGAACGACGCCGGAGAGGAUGAAGCGACACUCGUGGACAUAAUAGUAGAGUACCUUGUCGAGAAAAUCCGUGAAGCACGGCUACUCUACUUUGCGAGAAACGCAAUUGGAGUGGAAUUGGUGGUAGGCGAGGUGAUUUCUUUAAUCAGAACGGGCCAAGAGGAGGACGUGCGCAUCAUAGGUAUAUGUGGAGUAGAAGGAAUAGGCAAGACAAUCGCGGCCGGGGUCAUUUGCGAGCGCAUUCGUCGCGAUUUCGAGUGUUUCGUCUUUCUUGAUAAAAUCGGAGAAGCAGAUCGCAACAGUCUAUUGGGCCUACAAAAGAAGCUGCUCUAUAAUCUCAUAAAGGCGGAAGGAUUGAGGAUGCAUGACGAUAUUCAGACCAACAUCAACGAGAUAAAUAGUAACAUGUGCAUGAAAAGGAUACUCCUUGUUCUCGAUAAUGUCACCAGGAAAGAACAACUUGACUACUUCGGGGCCGGAGAGCGAGAGCUGGUGUGUCCUGGGAGCAGAAUUUUGAUCACAACCAGAGACCAAAACUUGCUGAAAGAACUCAGAGUAGACGACAAGUACAUCAUCAGAGGAUUGGACCCGAACGGAGCGCUUCGUCUCUUCUGUCGUCAUGCCAUAAAGAGAGAAGAACCUCAAGAAGGCCAUGAGGAGUUGUGCAAAAAUCUAGCUCAUUAUGCAGGAGGUCAUCCAUUCUCUCUUAAAAAGUUGGGCUCUUCCCUAUACGGCAAGCCCAAACAUGAAUGGCAUAAAAAAUUAGAGGAGUUGAAGAGAUGCCCUUAUCUCGAUUCGCUCUUCCGUUCGUUCGGGCCAGUUGGGCCAUAUGGAGGUCAAGGCGGCGAUGCUUUUGAUGAUGGGACGCGUACUGGUGUGCGGCAAAUUAGGCUGUAUGGACAGACAGUUAUUGAUUCCAUCACCAUCGAUUAUGACCAGAACGGGUGUUUGCUGAGAUCCUUCCAGCACGGUGGACAUUUCCGUGACAAUGAAAGGCUGGUAAGAUUAGAUCAUCCAAGUGAAUACCUCAUUUCUGUAUCGGGCCAUAUUGAUGAUUAUGGAGGUCAUGAUGUUGUUCGGUCUCUCAAGCUCCAUAGCAACAAGAAGACGUACGGACCAUUUGGAUCUGAAAUAGGAUUGCCUUUUGAUCUCUCACAUUCUGGUGGACGGAUUGUCGGGUUUCAUGGGAAAUGUGGCAGCCAUCUCCACUCCAUCGGAGCCCAUUUCGGGCCGAUUUCUCACAUGUAUCCAUUUGAAGUCGUGGGACCAUUUGGUGGUGAUAGUGGUGUGGACAUUUGGGACGAUGGAAAACACACAGAUGUGAGGCAAAUCAUCUUAGGCUUCGAUUCGGCAAUUAAGUCCAUCUCUAUCUUAUAUGAUGAACAUGGACAUCUAGUUGGUCCGUUCUCACAUGGCCCAAGUGGAGGAGGCAAAACAUAUACGAUUAAACUUGACCAUCCAAAUGAGUACUUAACAUCCAUCUCGGGCUACACUGAAGAAGUUUCCGGACUCAUCAUUCUUCAGUCAUUGACAAUCCAUACUAAUAGAAGGGAUCAUGGACCGAUCGGAACAGCUAAUAAAGGGAGGCAUUUUUCAUUUCCAUACACUGGCGGCAAAAUUGUCGGGUUCCAUGGGACCUGCGAUGGCCCUCGUCUCGAGUCUAUCGGAGCUUUUUAUGAGCCGAUUCCUCAUACAUAUCCCGUUAAGGUUUUUGGGCCUUUUGGAGGCGAAGGCCAGAAAUCCUGGGAUUUGGUGGAUUUAAAGGGGAUUGAUGUUCAGUACGCAGACUUCAUCAAGUCUAUUACUUUUGAAGUGGACGUCGCCGCCAGCACCGAACCGGAAACUAGUUAUGGUGGAAAUGGCGGGAAGAAUAGUUUCAAGGUUAAACUGAGAAAUGGAGAGUACAUAACUUCCUUUGCUGGAUAUCUCAAGAAUGCAAAUGAUAGAGGCACUCUAAUCAACUCGCUCACAUUUCAAACCAACAAAAGAAUAUUGGGACCCAUUGGUAGUGAGGAAGGGGUGUACUUCUCCUUACCAUCGGAAGCUGGGAAAGUUAUCGGCUUUUUCGGGACAAGUGAUGAUUUUCUCGAAUCUAUUGGAGCACAAAUCGAGCUAUACUCUAACAAGCUCUAUCCCUUUGAGUCUGUGGGGUUAUUUGAGAGCUCGGAUGCCCCAUCUUGGGAUGAUGGCAAUAUGCAUACCAAUGUAAGGACAAUCAUAGUCGAAUUUGAACCAAGUAAAAUGUCAUUUAUUCGAUCAAUCACCUUUCAGUAUGAAGAGGAGAAUAGAGAAUUACGGCAAUCUAAGACACAUGGAGGCAUUGACGGAAACAAGUUCCAUACAGUACGGAGCGUCGGCAUCCAUACGAUCAAAAUACAUGAUCCAGAUGAGUAUUUGACUUCAAUAUCCGGGUAUCUAUAUGAGUAUGUUCCCCACAGCGGCAUUCGGUCUCUCACGUUUCAAACUAACAAAAAGACAAUCGGACCUAUAGGUGAUCAAAUGGGAUUGCAUGAUGGACGGUGUGAUUGGGGAUUCCACCUCUACUCUCCUGCAACGGGUGGCAAAAUUGUUGGAUUUUUUGGUUGGAGUGGUGAAUAUCUUGAAGCAAUUGGAGCAUAUUUUGAACCCAUCUCAAAUCUCUACCCAAUCAAAUCGAUCGGACCGUUUGGAGGCCUUGGCGGAUGUGCUGGGGAUGACGGGAAAUUCAACGGUGUGAGGGAAAUUGUGGUAAUGCAUGACGAUGUUAUCCGCUACAUUAUGUUUGUGUAUGACAAGCAUGGUGAACAAUUUUGCUCAGUUAUGCAUGGUAGCCACACCACAAAAGACAAGGCCAAGGUCACUAGGGUUAUAUUGGAUUAUCCACGGGAGUACUUGACAUGUAUCUCUGGUUACAAGCGAGAGGAUGGUGACGAUGAUGUGGAUAACACUAUUGUUCAGUCGCUCACAUUUCAUAGUAAUAGAGGAAGACACGGUCCCUUUGGCAAGGAGAUGGGGAACUACUUUUGGUAUCCGUCGACCGGAAGCAGAAUCAUCGGCUUUUAUGGAACAUGCGGUAUGACUCUCAAUGCCAUAGGAGCGUACGCAGAGCCUAUGCCACACCUGUAUCCUUUUAAGACUAUUGGACCCUUUGAAGGCUCUGGUGGUGGUCGUACUCAAUGGGAUGAUGGAGUGCAUACUGAUGUGAGGGCAUUUCAUAUUAGUUUUGGCGACGCAAUUCGCUCCAUCAUGAUUAUGUACGAUAACAAUGGCUCCAUCGUCCCAUGCUCUCAACAUGGCCAAGGAGAUGGGCCUCUAGACACCUGGGUCAAUUUAGAUUAUCCCAAAGAGCGUCUAGUUUCAAUAUCCGGUUGCAUGAACGGGAAUAGAAACACUCCGCAAGCACAAAUUAUCAUACACAACCUGAGCAUACAUACCACGAAAACUACUUACGGGCCAUUUGGAUCAAAGGACUCUCUUGGAAGGUCAACGGGAUUUCGUAUUCCACCGGCAUCAAAUGGUGGCAGGAUUGUUGGCUUUUUCGGAAGUGCGGGAUCACAUCUUAAUUCUAUCGGAGCGCGCUUGGAAUCAUAUUAGAUCAAAGCCCCUC
Molecule: messenger RNA, 3829 nt
Organism: Rhodamnia argentea
Lineage: Eukaryota; Viridiplantae; Streptophyta; Magnoliopsida; Myrtales; Myrtaceae
Product: jacalin-related lectin 4-like
Exons: 8
Coding region: 13-3816 (1267 amino acids)
Biological process (GO): signal transduction
Molecular function (GO): ADP binding; carbohydrate binding
Source: RefSeq, a predicted model, not a curated record